Molecule: messenger RNA, 646 nt
Organism: Salvelinus namaycush (lake trout)
Lineage: Eukaryota; Metazoa; Chordata; Actinopteri; Salmoniformes; Salmonidae
Product: pterin-4-alpha-carbinolamine dehydratase 2-like
Exons: 4
Coding region: 165-572 (135 amino acids)
Biological process (GO): tetrahydrobiopterin biosynthetic process
Molecular function (GO): 4-alpha-hydroxytetrahydrobiopterin dehydratase activity
Source: RefSeq, a predicted model, not a curated record
AAAUUAAGAACAAAAAGCUACAUUUUAGUUUUAUAAUUAUUGACGAUAUAGCCACUUUUUCCUUUGUGGCUGUGCUAUCUAGUGGAACAUUUAAAAAAAAAAUGCUAGAUUGACUACUUGUGAGCGGGGACAGGGCACGAGGAUAUAUCUGUUGACCAAAUGUUAUGCAUAGGUUAAUGUUUACUCUCAGGUCUAGCGGUGUAUGGCCGUGUGCAUACCAGAGACUGGGCAACGUACUACUGCCCAGAUAUAUAUCCAAAAUGUCUGGAGACCCCAACUGGUUGCCCCCAGCUGACAGAGAACAGCUGCUAAUGGAGCUGAAGGCUACUGGCUGGGUAGAGGUAGAGGAGCGGGAUGCCAUCUACAAAGAGCUCCACUUCAAAACCUUUAAUCAGGCCUUUGGCUUCAUGUCCCGAGUGGCUUUGCAAGCAGAGAAGAUGAACCACCAUCCAGAGUGGUUCAAUGUUUAUAACAAGGUCCAGAUAACACUAACUACGCAUGACUGUGGAGGAUUGUCCAAACGGGAUAUCAAGAUGGCCAAGUUUAUUGACAAAGUGACCUUGUCCAUGUAGAUGUUCUUCCUGUAUAUGUCACAUGAUUUUUUUGUACAACCUUUUAUUUCAAAUAAAAUGUAUUCAUUAUAAUG